Messenger RNA from Periconia digitata, 2314 nucleotides. The record is from the annotation of a GenBank genome assembly. NCBI's taxonomy places the organism in Eukaryota, Fungi, Ascomycota, Dothideomycetes, Pleosporales, Periconiaceae.
UCCUCUCGCGCGCGCAUCCUGGAAUCGAUCUUGGCCAGGCGGCAACCUGAUCGAUGGCCGAUCCUCCACAUCAUUCACUCAUCAUCCGACCGAACUGUGCAUAGCGCAAGAACUGGACGGUCACCCGACGCGGAAAAAGUAUAGGACAUACACUUUGAUGAGGGGUUGGGAAGUAUCACUGAGCGCCUCGCCAAUAUCCAGCGAAAGGGUGGGUUUGGUGGCGUUCUUUCUAACACGCUGUACUCGGGGUUCCUGAAAGCGCACCAUGACAUUGAAAGGGAAGUGCCAAACAUGUCGAGCCCGUAAAGUCAAGUGUGACGAGAGGAAACCCAAGUGCUCGGCUUGUUCGAAAGGAAAUCGAGAAUGUACCUACAACGCUGGUACCCCCGCCGCAUUUGUAGUUGAAGAUCCCACCAGAUAUAGCAAACAUGGGAAAGCGCAGGUCGCACCCCGCGUAUAUCCUCUCCCGUUACAUAGCGGGCCUAGCUCCGGAAGACUAGAAGAAAUAAUAUCGAGCUCUGAAGUUCCCGCGAAAGAUUCGCCAGAAGCAACAGGAGCGGUAUAUCGAGUGACCUCUGAAAGACAUACAGGCGGCGGUGGCAUGUUCAGAACACUCGCGGUCAUUAGCAAAGAGCGGGCUAACGACAAGCGGAUGUAUUCCCAUCAGCAAAGAAGACGCUUGCAACUGCAUCUACAGUACCUGAAACGAACUGCGACCUCCAUCCCUUAUCAAGCAAUCUCCCCAGAGACGCAGCUUGUGAAACGAUACAUAUCCGUGCUAGAUGGCCGACCUCUCGAAACACAGCCCCUUGCUAUACUGGGCACCUGGAUAGAAUCCAUACCGGCUCGCAUUGGGUGCAGUCCACACGUGGAUCUCGCUGUGGAGUUUCUGGCAGACAGUCUAAGGUUUUUUCGCGAGAAAAACUUCAGUAAUAGGAAGGUAGCUCUUCGCGCAAAAGCAAAGGCGUUAAAAUCGUUGCAGCUGGCGGUGGAUCAAUGCAGAACACGGCAAACAUAUGACACGGCCAUUGCCAUGAAAAUACACUUUGCCGCGGAGGUGUUCAUGGGAAUCACGGAUUUCUUCCACGCGAUACACACAGUAGCUUUAGGCGAGCUCUUGAGAGUAGGCCCGCUGGCCGAUCCCGACGAAGAACAUGCUUGGAGUCUCAUUGACAACACGUAUGGAGAAGAUGUUUCUGAGGCUCUGGUUGCUAGCCGAUCCUCCAUAUACGAUAAUGAAUACUGGAUCAAUGCCACAAGACCAGCCGCCAUUCCCCACCACGCUUCGCUCCUGCAAAGAGCCUCAAUGAGCAUCAUGCACCUCGCCAUCCGAUUGCCUAGACUGGUCUGUCUUGUACGCUAUAUCGUGGAACACCCAGAGGAGACGGACCUUGUAGCUCUGGCCUUUGACCUUGCAGCAACCUUGUGGUCAGUGGAUCCUGUUGACGAAUUGAACAGACUAUUUGAUGCAUCAAUCACACGGCGCCCGAUUCCUCCUGACCAAGAGAUUGCGGAUAUCGUAUCUGAUACCAUCUACUUCGACUCUGUUGUUACUGCUGUGCAAGCAAGCCGCUACUGGUCCACCAUGAUCUCUCUCUGUGGUGUAACAGAGACUCUAUACAUCAACUUUCCAGAAUUUUACGCAGAAUACGCACUUCCAAACAUCACUGGAGUAUAUCACAGGGACGAGGAGAGCGCUUCAGGCCUUGCACGCUGCAUACCGUACGCGUUAUCGAUUGACCCGGCACUGCCAAUACUGCCACUGCGAAUUUACACCACCCUCAAUAUUGCUGCUGGCACCUGGCAUCGGCUCGCCAAACGUCUCAAAGUACGCCAAGAAUCAGGGGAAGCGGAUAAUGCCGAGAUCAUCAAAAGGUUAGAGCAGGCGGAGCGUAUGAUCGACUGGACUGUAGCGGUCUGCAAUGAUACGCACGAUCUCUGGAAAGUGCAACGCAUCGGCAAAGAACUACUGCUCGCUGCAGUGGAAGACAUGGCUGGUGGGCCCGUUCAUCAUUGGCUUCCUCGGGCUGUUUCCUUUGAGGCUGAAGACGGCGAGAUGGUCAUGAAGCUCAAAUAUGGAAUUCCUUUACCUUCCGUCAAGGAAGAUGGGGAUCCUCAUGUUUGGAAUAGGUCUACGACAACAAGAUCGCCUUUCGAAAAGAAUAAGGAUAUGGGGCCGAGGAUACCGCCUUCUCUUUUGAAUAAACCCGUACGCUUUGAGGACAAUGGACCGCAGCCCAUACAGGAGGUUACAGCUGAUGAAAGUUCGGGUCGCGUUCCUUCGCUGGAUUGCCCUAAUGCUGGCGCGUCUUGA